Poecilia latipinna (sailfin molly) is the source of this 1958-nucleotide messenger RNA. It is a transcript of the gene slc68a1a, whose product is annotated as major facilitator superfamily domain containing 13A. The coding region runs from base 270 to 1787 and encodes 505 amino acids. The transcript has 9 exons. NCBI's taxonomy places the organism in Eukaryota, Metazoa, Chordata, Actinopteri, Cyprinodontiformes, Poeciliidae. The record is from RefSeq and is a predicted model, not a curated record.
GCGGAUCCCAUCUGUUCGUUGGGAAACCCCUUCAGUAAUCCACUACAGUCGUCACUGGCGUGAGUAACCCACCGAUAACAGUGAAUGGUCAUGACGUGGACUGUCUGGUUCUGAGAAGAAGCAGCUGCUUCCCCCGGUGUCGAUACGAUCUCGGUGUGUUCGGUCUGGAUACCUGACAGCUUCUUUAGUCGGAUAUGUUUCUGUGAAGGUGGGUCGUCCAGGCAAUGACGAUCACAGCUUACCUCAGAGAAAGGACCUGAGAGAAAAGCAUGGGCAGGAGCGUCUGGGGCUUCUGGCAGAGUGUCUUCUCCACCGCAGUGCUCUACGGCUCACUGGCCCUUUUUACGUCCAUUCUCCACAAUGUGUUCCUGCUUUAUUACGUGGAGACGUUUGUGUCCAUCUACAAGAUCGAUAAAAUCUCCUUCUGGGUGGGAGAGACUGUAUUCCUUAUCUGGAACAGUCUGAAUGACCCUCUCUUCGGCUGGCUGAGUGACCACGCCUUCCUCAGCUCUCCUCAGUCAGGCUCUCAGAUCACAUCGCCAGAGGUGGUGCUGAAGCGCCUGAAGGCCCUUUCUACGAAUGGCCCUCUCUUCGCCCUGUCCUUCCUGGCCUUCUGGGUGGCGUGGGCCAGGCCAGGCCUGCAGUUCCUGCUGUGCCUGUGUCUGUACGACGGCUUCCUCACCAUGGUGGACCUCCACCACAGCGCCCUGCUGGCCGACCUCGCCGUGUCGGCCGCCGACCGCACGCGCCUCAACUUCCACUGCUCGGUGUUCAGCGCGUUGGGCUCCGUCUCUGUUUUCCUCUCCUACUCCGUCUGGGACAAGGAGGAUUUCUACUCCUUCCGUGUGUUCUGCGUGACUCUGGCAGCUUUUUCCGUCCUGGGCUUUUUCGUUGUGUCUCGGCUGCUGCAGCAGCGUUUCAGCAAGGAGAUCCGCUCAAAGCUAGAUGAGGCGUCAACACUGAAGGAGCUGAGUGUCGGUCACGCUCCAUUUACUCAAACAGAGAAACCCAUCACUAUUGGCCAGUAUCUGAAGCAGCUCUCCAAGCACAGAAACUUCAUGUGGUUUGUGUCCAUGAAUCUUAUCCAGGGGUUUCCCUGCCAUUUAAAAAACAACUUUUUUCCUUUUUUCCUGGAACAUCUCUUGUCUGAUAACAUUUCUGCCUCUACAGGUUCAAUCCUGCUCGGGAUCUCUUACGUUGCCCCCCACCUCAACAACUUGUAUUUCCUGACACUGUGCCGGCGUUACGGCGUUUACCAGGUUAUCCGCUGGCUGUUUAUGCUCAAACUGGGACUUAGUGUGGUUAUGCUGCUUGCAGGGGCUGACCACAUUUAUCUGCUGUGCAUCUUCAUAGCUAGUAACCGGGUGUUCACAGAGGGCACCUGCAAGCUGCUGAAGCUGGUCAUUUCCGAUCUGGUCGACGAGGACUACGUGGUGAACAGACGUCAGCAGGCCGCCUCGGCCCUCCUCUUUGGGAUGGUCAACCUGUUGACCAAACCGGGCCAGACAUUCGCCCCACUCAUCGGCACCUGGCUGCUCUGCGUUUACACAGGUUAUGAUAUUUUCCAGAGGACACCUGUGAAGGAUUCUGUGUCUGCAUCCGACUCAGGGACUCCGCCUCUCCGUCUGGGCUGUUUCUACAUGUUGGUGUUUGUGCCUAUCACCUGUGCCCUGCUCCAGCUGGCCACCUGGUCUCGCUUCACUCUUCACGGCCGAAAGCUGCAGGGAAUCAAGACCCUGCGGCAGGGGACCCAGCAUGGUAGUCUCAUCGACGUCAAGGCCAUUUAAACUAAAAGAAAGCAAACGCACGGAGCUGCACAAAGACACUUUUUAAAUAACCGUUUUUAUGUUUCUGGGAUGUCUUAAAUAGCAAAAAGCUGCCGCGUCUUCACUCUGCAGCCUUCAUCGUGAAAUUCUGAACAUUUACAGAAUUUUUUUUUUUUUUUGUACAGUAAAAAA